Molecule: messenger RNA, 1770 nt
Organism: Candida dubliniensis CD36
Lineage: Eukaryota; Fungi; Ascomycota; Pichiomycetes; Serinales; Debaryomycetaceae
Exons: 1
Coding region: 1-1770 (589 amino acids)
Molecular function (GO): protein binding
Source: RefSeq, a predicted model, not a curated record
AUGGGUUUGAGUUUAAUUGAGUUACCCAUAUCCAUUAAGAACUCAAUAAUCAAAUAUCUACCGCAACAAGCACUUAUAAACUUAUCUUUGACAAACUUUGAAUUCUAUCAACCAUGUUUACAGCAAUUGUAUAAGAAUAUCACGAUCCAGUGCAACCCACCAUUAAGACCUAAUGAAAAAGAUCGGGAAAAGGAUUUCCAGGACUCUACAAGAACAGUCAUAUAUGGGUUCAGCAAUCCAGAUGGUAAGGUGGUGAGCAAAGAAUUGAAUUUGAAAAUGAUAUAUGCUAGGUUGGUUGUAUUACGACAAUCUUUGACCAUCAAUCAAGAAUUAAUCGGGUAUAUAAAACAGAUACAUAUAUUAGGGGAGAUGUCUGAUUUCAAUGAACUGAUUAUUGAAGAAUUGCAAAAUUUAGUCGACUUGCUUGACGACUUGGAUGUUUUUUAUAUUGGUGAUUACAAUAUCAGACAACAUGUUGAUUUGACACAGUUGAAACUCAGAUCCAUCGUUGUUGACAAGCUCCCAGUUACAUUUAGUAAUAAUAUCGAGGAGCUACUCAUUGGAGAAAACACCCACUUGAACAAUUUCCACCAAUUUGUCCCUAACCUAACAUCAUUGAUCUUGCCCAAUAAUACGGAAAAGUACUGGGCAUGGAUAAUUGAAAAUGUUUUCCCUCUCAACAACCAAGUCUUGCAAUUAACGAAAUUCAAACUUGUCUUUAGUUUAGAUAUGGCUUUGAAUUCCAAAUUGAUGCGAUUGAUAAACUGGAGGAAAAUCACUCAAUUGGAAUUGAUACUUGCAUAUACUCCUGGCAAUGAUGAUGAUGAUUAUGUGAUUGAUUGUUUUAAUAUGCUUCCUGCAACACCCAACCUUAAGAAGCUUUCUAUAGUUCAGGGGGAUACAUAUUCGACCCACCGAGAGAACGAAUUGUUUGAUUUGAACGUUUUCAAUUUCCUUACAAAUCUAUUAGCUAUAUGCGAUUUAAAAUACUUGUCUAUUAAACAUAAUAUCCCCAACAUUGGCAAUUUGGAAGAUGGGAGCGAAGGUAAUUACUAUCGUCGUUCGGAAAUGUUUAUGCAGACUUUACCGAAAAUUAUAAAUUCUCAUAAUAUAGUGCUCAUUCUCCCCAACUUGUUCCAAUCGUUUGCUGGUUAUGAACAAUAUAUGAACACAGUCUUGUUUAAUGGGUGCAAAUGCAAACAUUGCCAGAUUUACCUUGGCGAUUUGGAUGAGUUUAUGAUGUAUCAUAAGUACUAUGAUGCAUCUGCGAAUGCGAAACGAUACAAAGACAUGAAUGCUCUGCAUUUGUUGAGUGAAAUCGGUCAACAGUUGAAUUAUAGAAUGGUACAAGAUGAGCUAUUGACACAAUUGAACCAUUUGUCGUUCCCACUAGUUAAUGUUCUUUGGGAUUUUCAUACAAACACCAACAACAAAGUGUUCAAAUGCUAUGACAUACAAACCAUCGAUCAAGGAGAGUAUGAUGAGGUGGAUUAUGAACCCGAACCAAAUUCACCAAAAACCUGUCGAUUCAACAAGGUUAGAUAUCAAGGAAUUCCUAAAAGCGUGGGGCAUUAUGUAAAUCAAACAAUUGAGAAGAUUGUCAACUUGAAUCGUGGUAAUGCAGAGAGCGUGGAUAUCAGUAAUGUAUUAAAAGAUGGAGGCGAUUUAGGGUUCAAACUAAAUAUGAAAAAGUUGAUCAUUAAUGGAUUCAAUUAUAUUAUAGAUAGAGAAACCAACGGGACCCAUUUCUAUCAAAAUGUAUAUGACUAA